Physeter macrocephalus (sperm whale) is the source of this 4491-nucleotide messenger RNA. RefSeq names its product protein phosphatase with EF-hand domain 2 (gene PPEF2). Gene Ontology annotation, biological process: negative regulation of MAPK cascade; detection of stimulus involved in sensory perception. The record is from RefSeq and is a predicted model, not a curated record. The transcript has 12 exons. Lineage: Eukaryota; Metazoa; Chordata; Mammalia; Artiodactyla; Physeteridae. Gene Ontology annotation, molecular function: Hsp90 protein binding; calcium ion binding; phosphoprotein phosphatase activity. Bases 83 to 1834 code for a protein of 583 amino acids.
UUCCUUCUUCCUUUUGUCAGCAAACAGUUCACUCUCCCUUGGACCUGCUAUCUGCGUCCUGCAGAAACAUUACACUUACACUAUGGGAAGCGGCGCCUCAACCCAACAUCAUUUUGCUUUCCAGAAUGCAGAGAAAGCCUUCAAGGCAGCGGCCCUGAUCCAGAGAUGGUACCGGCGCUACAUGGCCCGCCUGGAGAUGAGGCGGCGCUGCACCUGGAGCAUCUUCCAGUCUAUAGAGUAUGCUGGGCAGCAAGACCAGGUCAAGCUCCACAAUUUCUUCAGCUACCUUGUGGAUCACUUCACCCCCAGCAGUCACAACGAGAGGGACUUCCUGAACCGCAUGUUCACUGAGGAGAGAUGCCCCCAGGCCUCCGAGAUGGAGAAUUGCAGGGACUAUGAAUCUGUCGAGGUACCGGACAGUUACACAGGGCCACGGCUCUCCUUCCCACUCCUUCCCGACCAUGCAACUGCUCUGGUGGAAGCUUUCAGAGUGAAACAAAGGCUCCAUGCUCGCUAUGUCUUGAAUCUUUUGUAUGAAGCCAGGAAACAUCUGGUACAACUGCCAAACAUCAACCGGGUCUCCACUUGUUACAGCGAGGAAAUCACAGUAUGUGGAGAUUUACACGGCCAGUUGGAUGACUUAAUAUUUAUAUUUCAUAAGAACGGCCUCCCAUCACCAGAGCGGGCCUAUGUGUUCAACGGCGACUUUGUGGAUCGAGGGAAGGAUUCAGUAGAGAUCCUCAUGGUUCUUUUUGCCUUCAUGUUGGUUUACCCAAAAGAGUUCCAUCUCAACCGAGGAAACCAUGAGGACCAUAUGGUGAACUUACGAUAUGGUUUCACAAAGGAAGUGAUGCAUAAAUAUAAGACACAUGGCAAGAAAAUACUAAAACUACUGCAAGAUGUGUUCUGCUGGCUUCCGCUGGCCACUCUGGUUGAUGAGAAAGUCCUGAUUCUUCAUGGUGGAGUGUCAGACAUGACUGACUUGGAGUUCUUGGCUAAACUAGACAGGCACAAGAUUGUUUCCACCAUGAGGUGCAAAACGAGAAAGGAGCGUGAGAAACAGGCAGAGGAGAAGGGAAAAGCCAACCAGACGAGCUCUGCCGGGAGACCCUCCCCGUGGUUUCUCCCCCAAAGCCACUCUCUCCCCGCCUCGCCCCUCCGCCCCAGCACCCACAGAGCCGGGCACUCCUCCAGCGUCCCCUGCACGGUCCCCCUGGACCCCGAGGAGCUCUCCCAUUGGGUGCGGCACUCCAUGGACCUGGAGCUGGAGAGGUGUCGGCAGCAAGCGGGCUUCCCAGGGAUCAAGGAGGAGGAGCCCUUGCCCUUGGCAUCCGAAGCGGACUCGGAAGCUGAGGGGCGGCCGGAACCCACUCAGGAGGAGUGGAGACAGGUGGUGGAUAUACUGUGGAGUGACCCCAUGGCUCAGGAGGGCUGCAAGGCCAACACCAUUCGAGGAGGUGGCUGUUAUUUUGGGCCUAACGUGACAGAACGGUUGCUACAGAAAUACAAUCUGCAAUUCCUGAUCCGCUCGCACGAGUGCAAACCCGAGGGCUAUGAAUUCUGCCACAGCCGCAAGGUGUUAACCAUCUUUUCUGCCUCCAACUACUAUGAAGUUGGCAGUAACAGAGGAGCCUAUGUCAAACUAGGGCCGGCCUUGACCCCGCACAUUGUGCAGUUUCAAGCUAACAAGGCAACCCACACGCUUACCAUGAGGCAAAGGCAAGACUUUUCAAUGAAUGAUUUUCAGAAAGACAGAAUUAUAGUGUUUGUGGAAACUUUGAAGUGCAAAUGUCAUUACAUUUAUCCAAAUUCUAAGUCAGAGUUCAAAAUUUAGCUGCGUCAGCAGUAGGACCUAGAAUAGACAUUAAAACAGGGCCUCUUCUUUCUCCUUCAUACACUCUAAAAUCUCCACCUACCCAUCAUUAAUGAAAGGGACAAAUUUGCUUCCUGCAGAAAUUAUUCCCCGUGCGUAUGUCUUGGGUGAAAUCCAUAUACCAGGCCACUAAAUCUCUCCAGGGUCACUCUUCCUUUUUCUUUCAUCCCUAAAGCGUCUGUGUUACCUGGUCAACCACAGACAAAGGUUCUUUCACUAUCUGGGGAUUUAGCAGAUGGAUUUCAGUGCACACAUUUGUUAACAAUGCUCCUUUCUUCCUGGGAAGAGAGCAUAUAAUAUGACUUAAAUGGUUUCUGUUGAGGUGAUUCUGAGUUCUAAUCUUAGUUGAGAGCUUACUAUACACUAAGUGUUAUUGUAAAGAAUUUAUAUAUUGUUUCACGAUGAGCUUAUGAAAUACACAGCAUUACUAAUUUCAGUUUUAUAGAUGAGAUCAUUAAGGAACAGAGGUUAAAUCAGUGGCCAUUGGUCACACAGCUAGUAAGUGGUGAAAGUAGACAAUCUUAUUUCAGAACCCAUAUACUUAACAACUCUAUAGUGCUGUUGCCCACUGAGAAGCUGGCCCCGGAGUAUAUAAGCUGCUGAAAGAUACAGUUGCAGUGCUGCUGAACAAGCUUCUUUAAUUAUCAGCCAAACUAAAUUAGAAGUGAAAACAAAGUCAGCAUAGGGACUUACCUGGCAGCACAGUGGUUAAGAAUCUGCCUGCCAAUGCAGGGGACACGGGUUCAAUCCCUGGUCUGGGAAGAUCCCACGUGCCGCGGAGCAACUAAGCCCGUGCGCCACAACUACUGAGCCCACGCAUCACAACUACCGAAGCCUGCGCGCCUAGAGCCCGUGCUCCGCAACAAGAGAAGCCACCGCGAUGAGAAGCCCGCGCACCGCAACAAAGAGUGUCCCCCGCUCGCUGCAACUAGAGAAAGUCCGUGCGCAGCAACGAAGACCCAACACAGCCAAAAAUAAAUAAAAUUUUUUAAAAAGUGAAAUAAUGUAAUUUUUUUUUAAGUCAGCAUAAAUCUAGUGGGAAAAGAAUACAGGAAUAUUUAAUAUCUGCCUUGUGCGAGUGCUAUAAAAGUGCAUUAUUUUAAAUCACUCGAGUUAUUAAAUACUCAAGAGUUACUAAACAGUCAAGUUUUACACAAUCAGAGCCAGCAUCACUCAAAAAGAAGUAUUAUGUGAAAAGUUAAACUCACCAAAUGAUAGUGAAACCUACUAUGCUACAGAAUCAUCUCUGGAGCUCUUAUAAAAAAUCAUUUAUUGGGCUUCCCUGGUGGCGCAGUGGUUGGGAGUCCGCCCGCCGGUGCGGGGGACGCGGGUUCGUGCCCCGGUCCGGGAGGAUCCCACAUGCCGCGGAGCGGCUGGGCCCGUGGGCCACGGCCGCUGAGCCUGUGCGUCCGGAGCCUGCGCUCCACAACGGGAGAGGCCACGGCAGUGAGAGGCCCGCGUACCGGAAAAAAAAAAAAAAAAAAAAAAAAUCAUUUAUUGGAGCCUCAUCCCACCCCUCCCAAAUUAGAAUCUCCAGGGGUGGGCCCCAGGAACCCGGGAUACCAUGAUUCCAUGUGAUUUAGAUGUUCCCACCACAAAAGGAAUCACUGUGGGGAACCCUAUAAAUAACAUGUUUUAAUACCGUAAUUAAAGAACACUCACCUUUUAAAAAUAUUCACUGAUUGCAUUAAAGCUAGUACAACAUCCCCUAAUUUAUGCAGAAGUCACUUGUCUAACAAUUCCAACUAUUUGGACCACAAUGGAGAACUAAGAAGUAAAGAGGAAAAUGUCUCUGACAACCAUAAUGGAUGUCUCAGUGUCCACCAACUCAAGAUCAUGUGUUUUUCCUAGAGGAACCCUCAUUCAGAAUCCAUUUAUUUUUGGUUUAAACCCACAUCUCAUGAUAAUAGUUUAGCCAGCCUGGAGUCCACUUGUCAAGAUUGAUUUCUGGCCCUACCCCUUACUAGCUAAGGGACCUUGGGCUAGUUACUUUCACUGUAAUAGGCAUAAUAGUUUUACCUACCUCAGUGGGUGUUGGAAGAUUAAUGAGAUGAUCCAUGCAGAGCUCAAUAUGCGCUGCUUGACGUAGGGACAGAGAGCCUUGUGCAUCCAGGCAGCUCUCAAGGCCAUUGCUAUACUCCAUCCCUGCAUGAUAACCAUCAAUGAGCACAGUUUACCAGAAAUACUUUAAAUGCUUUUCAAACCAAUGGUUCUUAAACUUUUAGGGGGUCCCAUACUUCUUUUAGCCUCUGAUAAGACAACGCACUCACCAGAAAAAGCACAUACGCUCACAUACUCAUGAAAUCUGAGGUGACUUUUAGGCAGCUCAUACUUUACUAAGGGUUUAUGAAGACCAUUAUGCUAAGUACCUUAAAUUUCAAGGAAGACUUUCAUCAAACAUGAUGAAAAUGGGGUUUUUUGGUUUGUGUUUUGGCCUUUUUUGUACUUUUAGCACUUGAAAAGAUAGGUUAUCUGGUCAUCAUUUACAGAAUGGCUGCUUCCUCAAUGACAUAGGACAAAGUAUAUAUUUACCUUUUAUCUCUUUUUAUAUUCUUGUUUAUUCAACUACAGAUAUUUAUUGAACACAUUUUAGGCCAAGUAUCAUGCCCAGCAUUCCU